UUGUUUUGCCGUCGCGCAGCUUUUCGCUACGUCUGCAUGUGUACGUAACGUUCCGUACUCUCUGCCGGCGAACUUUCCUCUUGGUUUGCCAAUUUGCCAGCUUUAGACGUUUUGUAUUUGCAGUUGAUUGAACUGGAUGAAAGGAGGCUCAUCAAAUUGCAGGUAUGGGUGUGCGUCAAAGAAAAACCGGAGACAGCAGCCAACCGUCCUCCAAAGAGAGCUUAGCGAAAUCCAAAGAACCGGAAAAAAAGCCAGAGUCCAGAUUCGAUUCAAAGUUUGUCAUUUUCGUCAUCUUCAACGCCGUGGUGGUGCUGUGUGUCAUCAUCUACAUGGGCUACCUCCACUACCUGGAGACGUGGGUGGUGACGCCGCUGAACCUACCAAAGGUUGUCACGAAGAGUGACUUGGAAGUUCCCGACAGGUACUGGGGUUCGUACCGCAGUCCCCUGUACUUUGGACUUAAAACCCGCAGUUCGCGUCCCCUCUCGGUCGGACUCAUGUGGUUCCCCCAAGCCCUCAGCCGCGGGGUACUACCGGUUCGUCACUGGUGCAGCAAAGGGGACGGUCUCGCACAGUACGGCUGGCUACGGCACGACGGCGUCAACUUCGGCAUCCAGAGCAUUCUGGACGGAGAGUACAAAAUCGAGACUUCAUUCGUCAAGAGAGCAGGCGGCCGUAACGGUGGUGACUGGACCGCACGCAUUGGUGUCAAACCGAGGAAGAAAAACGCAACGGUCACCGUGCCCAUUUCGCUACUCUUCUACGUGGCAACGGACGGGCACGGCAGGGUCACCCCUUCAGUCGACGUGUCUACCCUACACUCUGUGCACGGCGAAAGCGACGAGCUCGGCAAGUUCCAGCUUCGUUUCGUAGACAGGGAGCCCAAACAAGUCAUGCACCACAAUUUCUUGAGCACCGUAGCCACGGGGAUGCAUACUCUUAAAGAGACAGUCGUAGGAAACAUCGUUGCCGUGCAAGGCAAGAAGGGAGGGCCACGCCUGUACUUUGUGAGGGGCCACAACAUCCCCUCGGACAAGAACGUGCAAAAACGCGUGCCCAACUUCAUACUGACUCAGGUCACCGUUCAGCCGCCGUACGAGAUGGAGGUGGUCUUCGAAUCGGCCAGCUUCGAAGAUCGUGAAAACUCUCUCGAAGGAGAAGAGUACGACGCGGAGCUUCUGAGGCGAGUGACCGACUUUGAGGAGAAGUUUGAACGCCUCUUUGGUCUCAGUGCAAAGAGCUAUACGCAGGAGGAGAGGAACAUGGCCAAAGAAAUUCUCAGCAAUACCCUCGGAGGUAUCGGCUAUUUUCAUGGCUCCUCUCUCGUGCAGUCAGCCUACAACAAGGAACCGGUCGAGUACUGGCCAGCGUCUCUGUACACGGCAGUUCCCUCGAGAUCCAGUUUCCCGCGCGGGUUUCUGUGGGACGAGGGAUUCCACAACUUGCUCAUUAGUCGCUGGGACGCCGAGAUUUCGAAGGACAUCUUAGCUCACUGGCUCGACCUGGCAAACGUCGACGGGUGGAUUCCGCGGGAACAAAUCUUGGGCCUCGAAGCGAGGGCGCAGGUGCCCGCGGAAUUCGUGGUGCAGCGCGACACCAAUGCCAACCCUCCCGCGCUCCUGCUGGCGUUUGAGACUCUGCUGAACAGCCCAGAAGCGGAGAGAGACGUAGCUUUCUUUCGCCGUGCCUUUCCGCGUCUCCUCAGGCUCUUUCAUUGGCUCAACACUACUCAGGUAGGAAAGCUGCCCGGUACUUACCGGUGGCGCGGCCGCGCCGCCGCCAGCCGCAGCGAGCUCAACCCGAAAACGCUCACCUCCGGACUAGACGACUACCCGCGCGCGUCGCACCCCAGCGACGACGAACGGCACGUAGACCUACGCUGUUGGAUGGCGCUCGCAGCGCGCAUCCUGGCACGCAUGGCCGAAGUGGUGGGCGAAUCUCCCGUCGACCUCGUCGCGACAGCGCGCCGCCUAAGUGACCCCGAGGAGCUGGACAAGCUGCACUGGUCGCCCGUCUCGGAGUCCUACUGUGAUUACGGCCUGCACACGGACCGUGUGAAACUCGUGAACCAAAAGACCCCGCCCGGCCAACACCCACCGCAGCAUUUACCGAAGGUCCGUCUUGCCCUCGAGUCUCCCGCCCUCCGUUUCGUGCAGCACUUUGGGUACGUGAGCCUGUUUCCGCUGCUGCUGCAAGUGUUGCCCUCGGACAGUCCGACGCUGGGAAAGCUCCUGUCGGACCUGCGGCAGCCGUCUCUCCUCUGGACGGACUAUGGCCUGAGGUCGCUGGCCAAGACGUCGCCGCUUUACAUGAAGUACAACACGGAGGUCGACCCGCCGUACUGGCGAGGCCCGAUCUGGAUUAACGUGAAUUACCUGGCGGUGCGUGCGCUCUAUCAUUACAGUCAGCUUCCGGGGCCGCACCAGGAGCAGGCCUUUGCACUGUACAAGGAGCUGCGGAAGAAUGUCGUGGACAACGUCUUGCGCGAGUAUCGUUGCACAAAGUACAUAUGGGAGCAGUACCAGGACACAACGGGUAAAGGGCAAGGGGCGCACCCGUUUACGGGCUGGUCGGCAUUGGUGGUGCUCCUCAUGGGAGAACGUUAUUAAGUGGAGCGUGCUGCUCGUGCUGGACGGUGUUUGUCCAGUACGGGAAGGACUGUUGGGAAUGUCGCCAUUCCGAGUGAUGCGUGCUGUAGUACAUUCGCUCUUAAAUUUCUCCUCGUGAAACGAAAGAUGCUGUCACGUACCUUGAUGCCAACGCAGAAGGAACCGGACUCAUCGAUUCAGAGAGCAAAAGAAACCUCUUUCCCUCUCAUUGGUCUCCUCAAACGAUUUGUCCAAUCAUGGGGAAGAUCAUUUGAGGAGACCUCUCUGCAUUGUCGUACUUCUUGAGGGAGCAAUUUUAAGGGUGUGCCAACGACGCAUUGUUGUGGAUAUGAACUUUGGUGGGGCAGUUUUUGUUUAAUUCUAGCGCAACGUAAUAAAAUAAGCUGGUCACGCGAUUUUUGUGACACAGCUGGAAUAAUGGGUAAUAAAGAAAGAAAUAAAAAAAAAUGGAUAAAGACCUUCAAGUAAAACGA
Molecule: messenger RNA, 3082 nt
Organism: Ornithodoros turicata
Lineage: Eukaryota; Metazoa; Arthropoda; Arachnida; Ixodida; Argasidae
Gene: GCS1
Product: mannosyl-oligosaccharide glucosidase-like
Exons: 3
Coding region: 165-2609 (814 amino acids)
Biological process (GO): protein N-linked glycosylation; oligosaccharide metabolic process
Cellular component (GO): endoplasmic reticulum membrane
Molecular function (GO): Glc3Man9GlcNAc2 oligosaccharide glucosidase activity
Source: RefSeq, a predicted model, not a curated record